AUGGCGCCUACGAAGCCAGACUAUCUGGUCGACUCUUCUUCCGGGGCCCGCCCACUUGUGAACCGGUGGGUAGCUAGGCCCUGCGAGCUCAAGGUUCACGACCCCAGGCCGACGGUGUCAGGGCCCAAUUGCAGGUGGACCAAGGGCCCCGAGGAGAGGUCGUCUCUUCGCCACAAAUCGGAGGGACCGGCAUACGAGGUCUCCGAUCCCAGCCCGUCGUCAAAGGUUUCCCAGUCCGCCUGGUCCCCCUCCUUCGGUGGGGCGCCCAUCGCGAGGCAACUGUCGACGACGUCCAAUUGGUCCCUCUACGAGGCGGGCAUAAGAGACGCAACUCGAAGCCCAGGUCCGACGAGGUUGGUCGCCGGGACACGAGGCAUCACCACCUCGGGCUCGAGACUGGACAAGUCGGAUCUUGCGAGCGAAGAAGUGUCGCCGUGGCGGCGUCACCAACGGCGAUUUGGCGUCGACAACUCAAUUUGGCUGGAGGCCGGCAAACCGAUCACUUUGGCCGAGUACACUCGAAUCACGGCGCCCGGCCAACCCUUGAGCCCCUUAGCCGGGGCGGGUCCGAGGCCCGCACCGAUGAUGGGCCUAUCCGGCUCCACGUCUGUCGCCAGUCUUCUGCUCGUGACAGAACCACCGCCCUCCGAGUUUCAGGACCCCGGCAGCCUCAGUUGCCCCGCAAACGCCGUCGACUUGGGUGUCCGAGAACGGCGAGGCGAGAAGAAUGACCACUUUCUG
This is a messenger RNA of Protopolystoma xenopodis, 741 nucleotides long. NCBI's taxonomy places the organism in Eukaryota, Metazoa, Platyhelminthes, Monogenea, Polystomatidea, Polystomatidae. The record is from the annotation of a GenBank genome assembly.